AUGGCCGACCUCUCUCGUCUCCUCUCCUUCUUCCUCGUCGUUCCCAUAUUUUUGGUUCGUGAGGUUUCGGCAAUAACCAAUCAUACAGUCGGGGAUCGGAGUGGUUGGACCACUGGAGUCGACUACUCGUCUUGGGCUGCUGGCAAAACGUUCUUUGUCGGUGAUUUCCUAGUAUUCAGGUACAAGAAAGGUGUGCACAACGUGCUAGACGUAGACGUCUCGACGUUCUCGAAGUGCGCGAAGCCUAAAGAUCAACGGCCAUUGAAUACCGGAAACGAUUUCGUUCCAUUGACUCUUCCUGGGUUCAAAUGGUUCAUUUCAACCAUUGGCCACGACUGUAAGUCUGGUCAGAAGCUCAUCAUUUCAGUGGAGAACCCGCCACCCCCGGCCAGCGUCCCACAGUUCGCUCACCCCCUGUCCACUCUUCCAUCGGCGCUCGUCCCUGCUCUGCCAAUACCCAUGCCCCCCGCCCCUUCUCCUUCAGCGCAGUCGCCUGCUCAGAAUCAAACUACCCCACAAUUGCCAAUCGUUCCAGCUCCAAGCCAAAACAUCCCACCAUCGCAUUUCCCUGGUCCGAGUGCCACCGCUCCGCCGCCGUCCGGUGCCGCUGCCAAAUCCCCUGUUUCCGCCUAUCUUGGGGUUUUGGUGGUGGUGGCUGCCGUUCUUGCUGGCAUUAUUAUAUGA
This is a messenger RNA of Cucurbita pepo subsp. pepo (vegetable marrow), 684 nucleotides long. NCBI's taxonomy places the organism in Eukaryota, Viridiplantae, Streptophyta, Magnoliopsida, Cucurbitales, Cucurbitaceae. The record is from RefSeq and is a predicted model, not a curated record.